AUGGUUAUUGCCAAAAGACCCAAUUUCCUUAUCAUCGUCGCCGAUGACCUUGGCUUCAGUGAUGUAAAACCAUAUGGCUCCGAGAUAGACACCCCUGUCUUGGACCGCCUCUCCAAAGAUGGCAUACGCAUGACCAACUUCCAUACCGCUCAGGCAUGCUCACCUACGCGAGCAAUGCUUCUUUCUGGGACAGACAAUCACAUCGCUGGACUUGGCCAGAUGGCCGAAUUUGCUGAGAUGAAGAAGAACCUUACUGGAAAGUAUCCUGACUACGUCGACAAGCCUGGCUACGAAGGCUACCUCAACUGGAAAGUGGCUGCUCUGCCUGAGAUUCUCUCUGACGCAGGAUACUUGACUCUCAUGUCUGGAAAGUGGCAUCUGGGGAUGACUCCUGACGUGUCGCCGAGUGCAAGAGGCUUCAAGAAGAGUUUUGGUUUCUUGCCUGGUUGUGGCAACCACUUCAACUACGAACCGCAAUUCGAGGCUGACCAAGAUACUAUGCUCUUGACCUCCGAUGGAUUUUGGAUGGAGAACCAAAGUCCGGUGGAUAGAAAGAAAGACCUACCUGGAGACUUUUAUUCUACCAACUUCUUUACAGAUAAGUUGCUUGAUAUGUUGAGCAACAGAACCAAAGAGGAAAAGGAGCAGCCCUUCUUUUCAUACUUGGCUUAUACGGCGCCACAUUGGCCAAUGCAGGCGCCACAAGAUGUUAUAAAAAAAUACAGCGGAAAAUACGACAAUGGCCCCGACCAGCUCAGACUAGACAGGCUGGCCAAAUUAAAAGAGCUGGGUCUUGUGCCAUCCGAUGUCGAAGCGGCCCCUCCUGUUGGCUUCGAAGCUGGUGUGAAGUGGGAAGACCUCACUGAUCACGAGCGAGCUGUUUCUGCGAGGAAGAUGGAGGUUUAUGCAGCAAUGGUUGACCUCCUUGACCAGAACAUUGGGAGAGUCGUCGAUGCACUUGAAGCAUCUGGUGAGCUUGACAACACUUUCAUCUUGUUCAUGUCCGACAACGGCGCAGAAGGAUCUACGCUGGAAGCUGCACCUCUCUUAUCAUCGUUUAAAACACUUGGUGAACUCAUAGCUGCACACUACGACAACAGUCUCGAGAAUAUUGGAAAACACGACUCGUAUGUCUGGUAUGGCUCCCGGUGGGCAUGUGCCGCUACUGCGCCUUCUCGUGGGUUCAAGGGCUGGUCCACCGAGGGCGGUAUUCGCUGUCCUUGCCUUAUACACUUCCCUCCAAUCUCAUCGGCUCCCGAGACUAUUUCUCACACUUUCACAACAGUAAUGGACAUACUGCCCACCAUCCUCGAUCUUGCACAAGUGCAGCAUCCAGGCAAAACAUUCAGGGGUCGAGACGUUGUCACUCCACGAGGAAAGUCAUGGGUCAGCCAUCUCUCAUCUCCUACAGAAUAUCCAACCGUUCACCAGGAUGCGGAUCAUAUACAUGGUUGGGAGCUAUUCGGCAAUCGUGCCAUACGCAGGGGAAAUUGGAAGGCAGUUUUGUUGGCAAAGCAAGGCGGCGACAAUUGGGAGCUAUUUGAUGUGGAGAAGGACCCGGCUGAACAACAUGAUCUAUCAAAGAAGAAGCCUGAGAUUUUGGAAGAAAUGCUUGUGCACUGGGCUACGUAUGUUGCCGAGACGGGGUUAGUGGAAGACGCGUUCUGA
Molecule: messenger RNA, 1668 nt
Organism: Fusarium odoratissimum NRRL 54006
Lineage: Eukaryota; Fungi; Ascomycota; Sordariomycetes; Hypocreales; Nectriaceae
Product: arylsulfatase
Exons: 3
Coding region: 1-1668 (555 amino acids)
Molecular function (GO): arylsulfatase activity
Source: RefSeq, a predicted model, not a curated record